Messenger RNA from Pleuronectes platessa (European plaice), 926 nucleotides. RefSeq lists its product as uncharacterized. Lineage: Eukaryota; Metazoa; Chordata; Actinopteri; Pleuronectiformes; Pleuronectidae. The record is from RefSeq and is a predicted model, not a curated record. Bases 255 to 602 code for a protein of 115 amino acids. The transcript has 2 exons.
UUACAAUGACAAAACAAGUCAGUUCAACUCCAGGCAGGCGCAGGGAUGACUGCAGCUGCUGAGCUGAGACACAGAAACUUGUGCUGCCGAGUCCUGUUCACACUGGGGAAGGAGGAGGAGGACCGGCACAGGGCAGAUUCAUAAGACAGAGAGGUGGUGAAAGGAAGAGAAGAGGAAUCCUGUGUGGAAAGGUUGAUGUGUGUCUUGGCUGGAAGCAACAAGUGACUUGCUUGCACCUUCGUACCCCUCUGAGCAUGGACCGGGACAGUCACAGCGAGGACACCUUGUCCACCAUGGUCCUGGAGAACAUUAAAAACAAGCUGAUUCAUGCCUUCAGAGCGACAGGAGAGUCCCGAGAGGAGCCUCAGGACUCGGGAUCCACUGUCAGACCGCUCAGCAUCAGAAGCAGCCUCCAGGCCAACGAGGAGCUGAGGAGGGCGCAGAUCGAUGGAGCCAUAACCUGGCUGAGGUCUGAACUGCUGGAAAUGCGCUCUCAGGACCUCCAGCUGGCUCAGACACUGCUCGGGCUCAACACGGAGAUCCAAAGACUGAGGAGGGAGAGUUUCGUAGGUGUGGACGUAGAGGGGGAGGAUCAGCAGUAGCCGGCCCCGGCAGACAGCCCCUUCUCUGGGGUGGAAAAGUGCUCUUACUGGAACCCAUGGUGGACAAGAUGCAGCCGGUAGUUCAAAUGUAAAAUAUGAAAUGAACAUGUUUGUGAUUAUGGCUCUUUGAAAUAUAAUGAGCCACGGUGUAAAAUAGAGAUCUUCAGCUAAAAUAACCUGGAUAGCGGAAUAAGAUGUUUAAUUUAGAUUAUAAUCUUUUGCACUUUUGCAGAGUUGUGCUGAAGGAACCUGUCUUGUUUCUUUGCAAGUCAGGAAACCAGAAGUUUUCGAAAGUAAAGAUGGAAUUAAGAAAAGUUUUUAUGU